GGCUCCGGAGAAGCCCUGACACCCGGGACGGCAAGCCCAGGAAGCCCAGGGCCUUCUCCUCCCCAGCCGGAGGGAGCAGAUCCGCCCUGUCGGCCCUCCGCCGUCCUCCGGGGGAGCUCCCACCGACAGCCGCCCGAUCCUCCAAGCCCCGAGGCCAGCCAUGGAGCCUGCCUUCGGGGAGGUGAACCAGCUGGGCGGCGUCUUCGUCAACGGGCGCCCCUUGCCCAACGCCAUCCGGCUCCGGAUCGUGGAGCUGGCCCAGCUGGGCAUCCGUCCCUGCGACAUCAGCCGCCAGCUCCGCGUCUCCCACGGCUGCGUCUCCAAGAUCCUGGCCCGCUACAACGAGACCGGCUCCAUCUUGCCCGGCGCCAUCGGGGGCAGCAAGCCCCGGGUCACCACCCCGACGGUGGUCAAGCACAUCCGGACCUACAAACAAAGGGACCCGGGCAUCUUCGCCUGGGAGAUCCGGGACCGGCUCCUGGCCGACGGCGUGUGCGACAAGUACAACGUGCCCUCUGUCAGCUCCAUCAGCCGCAUCCUCCGCAACAAGAUCGGCAACCUGGCCCAGCAGGGCCACUACGAGGCCUACAAGCAGCACCAGGGGCCCCCGCAGCCCGCCCUGCCCUACAACCACAUCUACUCCUACCCCAGCCCCAUCGCUGCUGCCACGGGGGCCAAGGGGCCCACUCCGCCCGGGAUGGCCGCCAUCCACAGCGCCGUCCACCUGCCCCGCACCUGGCCCUCCUCCCACUCCGUCACCGACAUCUUGGGCAUCAGGUCCAUCACAGACCAAGUGAGUGACAGCUCGCCCUACCACAGUCCCAAGGUGGAGGAAUGGAGCAGAAGCGGCUUCGCAGCGACGGCUCAACACGUGGCAGUGAACGGGCUGGACAAAGGCUCCCUGGAGCAAGAAGCCAAGUACAGCCAGACACCAAGUGGCCUUCCAACUGUCGGAAGCUUUGUCUCCACACCAACUAUGGCGCCAUAUCCCACCACAGCACAAGUGUCCCCUUAUAUGGCAUACAGCGCUGCUUCUUCUGGUUACGUUGCUAGUCAUGGCUGGCAGCAUGCUGGCAGCACUCCGCUUUCCCCCCACAACUGUGAUAUCCCAGCAUCACUGGCUUUCAAGGGCAUGCCAACAGCCAGAGAAGGUAGUCACUCAGUCGCAGCCUCUGCACUCUGAUAUCAGAAGCAUGGCAGAACUAUUUCAGCCCAGCCCUGCCUCUUGUUUUCUCACUUUCCCCAUAAUUUCUUCUUAUAGAAUGACAUUGUGGGUUGAUGAUAUUUCAACCAUUUUUCUCUAUGACAGUUUGCUUCCAAAAAAGGGUGGCGGGUAAAGCGAAAGAUGAUGGCAGUUCUAUAAGUGUAAAUAAUGUAAGGAAGUGAUAAAUGUAUUGUUGCACUGUUUUGCAUAAGGAAGAUCGUACAACCCUCAGAGGGAUUGUUGUGUGACUGAUUGGUAAAACCACACCUAUUUAUUCUAAAUCAACAAGACCUUCUCAAACGUGCAAUUGUUUCAGAUUUUUUUUUUUGCAGGGGGGAAAUAGUCAAGGAAAACUGGUAGAUAAGUCUACAAUUUUAACUGAAAACCGUGACCAAACAGAGAUUCUUUUCUUGAUUACCUGGUACUUCCUAUCUUUAAAUGUAUGGGCAAGUGAACAGUUGUUUUGGUUAACAGAUUACUUCUUAUAGUAACAAAUUAUAGAACCAAAUGAAUACACAACUCUUGUUAUUUAUCCUGUAUUUUAUUGUGAUUACAAAGGCAGUAAUACUUUUGUUUUCUGUAUGUAAAUAUUCAUCUGGGUCACUACUCAACUGUUGUCUGUUUUCUUUUUUGUUGUUAAAAGGCGACAUCCUAGCUAUUUGCUGUUUCUUUUCUAGAUUGUGGCAUUUGCCUCAGAUGGUUCAAGGUUUGGCAGUUUGUUGGGAAUGUUUUGUGCACUGGGUGGGGACACCUGCAUCUUAUAAAGAGAAUUUGGGUUCUUCAGCAAAGAACUGAAAGUGACCAAUCUGUAAUCUCAUUGGGUGGAAUCUGCAAAUGGAAGGCCUCUUUAUGUUCUCUGGAGGAAUUGAGAUCCACUGGAAAGUCCUGUCAGAGGGAAUGGGGAGAUUAUUUUUUAUUGGUUUCUCCUUCUCCCU
This is a messenger RNA of Sceloporus undulatus (fence lizard), 2139 nucleotides long. RefSeq names its product paired box 9 (gene PAX9). The coding region runs from base 161 to 1183 and encodes 340 amino acids. The transcript has 4 exons. Gene Ontology annotation, biological process: anatomical structure development; regulation of transcription by RNA polymerase II. Gene Ontology annotation, molecular function: RNA polymerase II cis-regulatory region sequence-specific DNA binding; DNA-binding transcription factor activity, RNA polymerase II-specific. The record is from RefSeq and is a predicted model, not a curated record. NCBI's taxonomy places the organism in Eukaryota, Metazoa, Chordata, Lepidosauria, Squamata, Phrynosomatidae.